AUGCCGCCACCGACCCUGGCAACCUUAGUGAGGUCAACCUGGUUGACCCUGCUUGGCAUCAUUGAUGUCUGUCAACGCUGCAUUCCCGUCCACCUGCACUCCUCAUCCACUCCCAUUUGGAGUCACACCGGUCUGUGGUCUGUCAGUCUGUCAAGCGUCAGCGGUAUCUCGGCGAUCAACAGCGAUGACUCAAAGGACCAAAACUAUGCGAGUCUGCACGACUACUUCCCGAUCGUCAGUCCCCUCGUCGAGUCGUCGCUCGAGGCGUAUCCUUGCGACAAGAAGAAGCCAGAAUGUUCGCAAUGCAUUCGGGUGAGCAAGAAAUGUCCCGGAUACCGAGACCAGCUGUCCCUGAUGUUCCGAGAUGAGAGCACCAAGGUCAUCCAAAAAGCCCAUGCCCAAUGGGGCACUUCUGGAUCUCCAAUCGACGGUGGGCAAGGCUCGUCCUCGGGCUCGCCUUCUAGCCAAACGUCCUGGUCUCCUAGCUUUCCCUUGGCUCCGGCCAGCGAGACGCAGAGUCCUUCCGCCGAGUAUCCAGCCUCGGCCACCUCGACGACAUCCCAUUCAAUGAUCCCAGUGAAGCUGCCUCGAAGGGUAGAGCCUAAUCUCGACCAACGAGGGCUCUCAUUCUACAUAAAUCGCUACCUCUUGAAUCAUCCAGACUCGCCGAGGACGUCAGACGACCUGGCCACAUACUGCAAUGAUGCGGACGCCUCGCAAAGCGUCAUGAUCGCAGUGGGGCUUGCCGGCAUGUCAAAUCUGUUGGGGAACAAAAGCAUGAACUUGACUGCGCGCUCGAAAUACGUCACGGCUUUGAAACAGACUGGGCAGCUCGUCGCCAGCGGUGGGAACAGUUUCGCCGCCAUCUCGAAGCCAUUGAGAUCGAUUAUCAUCUUGGCUCUAUUUGAGGUUGUUCAAGGCAAAGGCUCAAAAGUCAGCCAUGGCUCUGCCAAUACCCAUAUCAAUGGUGCCGUUGCUCUUUUGCGAUCCGUUCUACCCGUCCCCGGCGCGCCUAAUGGCGGUGCCCGUGGCGUACUGCAGUUGAUGUUUUCCAUGUUCAUUCCCGCCCAUAUGACCGACACGCCUUUGCCGCCGGGAUUCUUCGAGUGCCUCGAACUCUAUGAGCGGCCCAACACGAAUGACCUGAUACAGCAGCUCUUGAUGCUGGAGAACGUAUACGAUGGACUAGAAAGUCGACUACUGGAAGCAUACCCUUUCACGGUGAACCGCGGGGAUUAUCCGGCCGAAGCCGUGUUCCGCGGGAAAUGGCACUCCUACAGUGAGCUGUGGGGUGCCCGGUUGUGGAACCAUUACCGCUGGGCUCGUAUCCUCCUCAAUCAGAUGAUCGUCAAGUUCACGUUCGACUACCCCCACUCAAGCAGCAGAUUGAUAUCGCCGGGGCAGCGGAUACGGUGCUACGCCGUCUUGGAGAGAAUGGCCGAAGACAUCCUGGUCAGCACCCCGUCGCACUGGCACCACCCCAUCGUCGAUACCCCGACGGCGCAAAUAUUCGAAGCUGUUGGAGCCGGUGGCGCCGGGGCCGUCGGUCUGCCCAGUCUACUCUGGCACGUCGCCACAGCCGGCUGUGCGCCUAAUGUCCCUCCCGAGUUCUGGCAGUGGUCGUACGACAUGUUGCAGGUCGUGUGGAAGGACAUGGGGAUGCAGCACGCCGUGGCGCUGUCCGAUGUCAUGAGGGAGCAUCGGGCUAAGCUCGAUAAAGAGGCACUGGGCACAAUGAUCAAAGUCGAGGACGAGGAGAAGGACUGGUGA
Molecule: messenger RNA, 1770 nt
Organism: Anthostomella pinea
Lineage: Eukaryota; Fungi; Ascomycota; Sordariomycetes; Xylariales; Xylariaceae
Source: the annotation of a GenBank genome assembly